Messenger RNA from Sphenostylis stenocarpa, 255 nucleotides. The record is from the annotation of a GenBank genome assembly. Lineage: Eukaryota; Viridiplantae; Streptophyta; Magnoliopsida; Fabales; Fabaceae.
AUGGGGGUUGCACCGUGCGGUGCUAGGGUUAAGGGUGGAGACCGUGAGAGUGGAGUUUGCAAUGGAGAGGAAGGAAGGGUGGAAAAGGCGAAGGCGCGGGAGAGGUGGCGAAACCGCAGCAACUCAAGGCGUUGGCCAUGUCGCGACCGGUUCGAUGGUGUAGGGUUAGUGGCGGUGAGGGGUCAGGCACGGUGGCUCGGUGGUGGUGCGACCAUAGUGGCCCCGCGGUUCACAGUGACUACAGGUGAAGCAUAA